Oldenlandia corymbosa var. corymbosa is the source of this 1577-nucleotide messenger RNA. NCBI's taxonomy places the organism in Eukaryota, Viridiplantae, Streptophyta, Magnoliopsida, Gentianales, Rubiaceae. The record is from the annotation of a GenBank genome assembly.
CCCUUGUGACCGUCAUCACAUAUCUUCCAAAAAGUGCAAUAGUUAAUUAUAAGGAGAAUUUAUUAAAUUCUUGUGCUGUUUUCUGGCAGUUACAGUUGGCUUUAGCAAUGGACUUGGGUACGUUUUCAGUUCAAAUUUUCAUUUAUUGCAUAAUAUUGAUUCAACCAAAAUUAGGCCAUUCUUUUCAACCAGCAUUAAUCUUACCUCUGAAAACUAAGCAAAUAUCAUCUGCUUCGCUACCAAAGCUACCAAACCGGGUCGGUUUCCAUCAUAAUGUCACUCUUACGGUUUCCCUCAAUGUCGGCUCGCCUCCACAGCCAGUUACCAUGGUCCUCGACACAGGCAGUGAACUCCCGUGGCUUCACUGCAGCCACUCGUCGACGGCGGCGAAGAAUAAGAACAAUCUCGCCGUGUUCAACCCGCAACUCUCCUCUUCUUACUCACCCGUGAAUUGCAGCACUGACACAUGCAGGACCCGGACACGUGACUUGACCCUGCCCGUUUCCUGCGACCCGAACAAACUCUGCCACGCCAUCCUCUCCUACGCCGAUUUCUCCUCCGUGGAAGGAAACCUUGCCACGGAGACUUUUGCGGUAGGAAAUUCGGGCAUACCCGGAUUCGUAUUCGGGUGCAUGGAUUCCAGCUCAAGUACAACGCCGGAUGAAGACUCUGUAACAACCGGAUUAAUUGGAAUGAAUCGGGGCACAUUGUCUUUGAUUUCCCAAUUGGGUCUUCCGCAAUUCUCUUACUGCAUCUCCAGCCGGGACUCUUCCGGCGUGUUGACACUCGGGUCGGCGAAUUUCAGCUGGGUCGGAUCGCUGAAGUAUACGCCAUUGAUACAAAUAUCGACUCCUCUGCCCAGUUUCGACCGGUUGGCUUACACGGUUGAACUCGAGGGAAUCAAGGUUUCGGAUACGAUUCUACCGCUGCCCAAAUCGGUAUUGGUACCGGACCACACCGGAGCCGGUCAAACCAUGGUUGACUCCGGCACUCAAUUCACCUUCCUGAUCGGGCAGGCUUACACGGCGUUAAAGAACGAGUUCAUGAAGCAAACGGCAAGCUCGCUGAGGCUACUGAACGAGUCGGAUUUCGUGUUUCAAGGAGCGCUGGACUUGUGUUAUCGGGUGGGGUCAAAGUUGCCGGCGUUACCCGCGGUGACGUUGAUGUUUCGAGGGGCGGAUUUCAGGGUGGCCGGAGAGUAUUUGCUGUACAAAGUUCCGGGGGAAACUCGAGGUACGGACGCCGUAUACUGCUUCACGUUUGGGAACUCGGAUUUGUUGGGAAUAGAGGCGUACGUGAUUGGGAACCAUCAUCAACAAAACAAAUGGAUGGAGUUUGAUGUUGCCAACUCCAGGCUUGGAUUAACGGAGCUCGGGUGUGAUUCUGCAAGUCAACGGCUUGGUUUUUGACCCCUUCCAAUUAGUUUUGACUUUUGAGUGUUAAUUUAGAUUUCGUUUUGGGUAAAGAUGAUGACUGAUGAGCUAUAGCGUUAGUCUCUUUUUUUUUUUCAUAGUUCUGAUUUCCAUUUAUUACUCGUUGAUUUAUUGCUAUUCUUAACGUGACUCAAACUCGUCAAG